AAAAAAGUUUGAUGUAUUGAGAUAACAAUGUUGUUUUAUAUGCAUAGUAUUGGUCUGUUGAAGUGCCACAACGAAAAGAAAUCUGUAAGGUACAGGAGUUCUUCGAUGUAUUGAAAUAACAAUCUCAUGCAUAGUACAUGUUUGUUGAAAUGUCUGGUGGAGUCGAGCUCGGGUUUUAUUUUUCUGGCUUGAUCGAGCUCGAGUUCACGUAAAAUUAACUCCAAGUCUGAGUUCGAGCAUAGGUAAAUUCGGGCUUGACUUUGCUCGAUUACAGAAUUAAUAGAGGAUAGUUAUUUGAGAAUUAGAAAGUGAUGUUUAUCUUGGGUAUUCAGGCUAAGUACCUUAUCGUAACUGAUUGUAAUUAGAUUAUAUCACAUGUUAAUUAAUCAAUUAGAGUUGUACUUUAAAUAUAUACGAUGUAGUAUCAUGUAAUGCAUCAAUACAUCCUUUCAGAUUGCUAAUUCACUAUUUUGAGUUAGUUGAUAAUAGGCCUAUAGAGCUUCGUUUUUACCUCUGCAAAUUAAACCGUGUUUAUCUAUAUCCUUUUGACUUGCGUUUUAGCUUUGAUGCUCAAAGACCGCGACUUUAUGAGAUAGACCCAUCAGGGACUUCUCUGAAACUGCUUAAAUCUUAAAUCUAUUUUUUAUUUCUUUAAGCUGAUUUUGCAAUUUUUUUGCUCUAGGGUUUGAUGUUACGUUAAUGGACAGGAUCAGCAGUUUACCUGAUGAAAUACUAUGUCACAUGCUAUCAUUUCUUCCAACCAAAUUGGGAGCAACAACAGGGGUUUUAUCCAAAAGAUGGAGAAAUGUCUGGGGUUCGGUUCCGGUGCUCUGUUUUGAAGGGCUAAAAGAGGCUGAUUUCGCCGAUUUAACUGCAGUGGAUUCCGAUUUUGGGUUCGCAGAGAGCGAGGCUGCGAGUUUCAAUGGCUUUAUGGAUAGGCUCCUGAGGUUUCGUGGCGAUUCAAGGACUCAAAAGUUCAGGCUGGAGUCUGAAUAUCUCGAGCCUGAAUUGCUCUACAAAUGGAUGCGUUCUCUGCGUAAUGUGGAGGAGCUUGAUCUGGAUAUACGCAGUUUCGGGGAGUUGAAUUGGAGGGAUAUUGGUUUCGCAGCUGCAUCAAUCAAAACCAUCAAACUCUCUGGGGAUUUCAACCUUAACAUCCCAUCUGAUCUGUCUUUUCCGUGCCUUAAGAUACUUCAUCUCCUAUAUGUGAUUUAUGAAGAUGAUUCCGCCAUCGAAAAACUACUCUAUAAUUGCCCUGUUCUGGAGGAAUUGAAGAUAAGCAGGCAGUUAUGGGACAACGUUAAGAACUUCGUAAUCUAUGCGCCUUUAGUAAAAAGUUCAUCCUAUGCCCCAUCUGACCAUGUCAUUUGUUUCUGUAAACAAAAUGAGGGUUCAGGAGCUCGCGACAAUGGAAGAAAUACGUAUUAUGGAAAGAUUGUGUGUGGACUAUUUAGCAGUAUCUCUGAUGUGAAGGCUUUGAAAAUUGGAAGUUUCACAUUGGAGUCUCUUAGUGAUGCUCUUGAUAUAAGACUACCAAUUUAUCACAAAUUGGUUCACCUAGAGGUGAAUUUUAAUGGAAUGGCUGGUGCAAUGUUGCUUCCGAGUUUGCUUGGAGUUACUCCGGUGCUGGAGACUCUUAUUCUGCCCCUGGGGAUCACUAGUUCUUCCAAAAAAGGCUUCGUUUAUGAUGGGGGGUUCAGUUUCAGCGAUCAAGUAUACGAAUGGAAGCCUCAAAGUAAUGUGCCUCAUUGUUUGCUUCAUUCCUUAAAGGUGGUGGAAAUUCGGCGAAUCAGAAGCAAAGUGGUGGAAGAACUGAAGCUGUUGAAAUACAUUUUGGAAAAUGCAAUGGUUCUGGAGGAAAUGACAAUAUUGUGUGAAGAAGGGGCUCCUCUUGGCCAACCACCAAUGGGGAUUGAUAAUGUGAGGGGAAGAGGAAGGUCUUCUUCAGGCGGUCGUCCUGUCGCGGCCAAUCAAUUCGCGGAAACAUUCGCCGCCAUUAGAGAUGAGGUGAUGAAUUACGGUAGAGGUUCAGCUGGUUGUCAAGUACAGAUCCUGAACCAAUGUUCUCCAGGUGAACCUUAUACCUGGUAUCGCGAUGCUCCAAUUCCUGUUAUCGACGUGUCCCAUCUGAUCGUUUGA
This is a messenger RNA of Oldenlandia corymbosa var. corymbosa, 2139 nucleotides long. The record is from the annotation of a GenBank genome assembly. Lineage: Eukaryota; Viridiplantae; Streptophyta; Magnoliopsida; Gentianales; Rubiaceae.